This is a messenger RNA of Molossus molossus (Pallas's mastiff bat), 1901 nucleotides long. RefSeq names its product exosome component 5 (gene EXOSC5). The transcript has 6 exons. Bases 45 to 740 code for a protein of 231 amino acids. Gene Ontology annotation, biological process: U4 snRNA 3'-end processing; nuclear mRNA surveillance; poly(A)-dependent snoRNA 3'-end processing. Lineage: Eukaryota; Metazoa; Chordata; Mammalia; Chiroptera; Molossidae. The record is from RefSeq and is a predicted model, not a curated record. Gene Ontology annotation, cellular component: nuclear exosome (RNase complex); cytoplasmic exosome (RNase complex); nucleolus.
UGUGCGGAAGCGACUGCGAGCGUGGUGACCGACUGGAGGGAGCGAUGCAGACUGAGUCCAAGAUUCGCGCUGAGUAUGGAACAGAUUCCGGCCCUCGGGGUCCCGGCUGCAGCCUCCGGCACUUUGCUUGCGAACAGAACUUGCUGUCCCGGCCGGAUGGGUCUGCCUCAUUCCUGCAAGGGGAUACCUCCGUCCUGGCAGGCGUGUACGGGCCGGCCGAGGUGAAGGUCAGCAAAGAGAUCUUCAACAAGGCCACACUGGAAGUGAUCCUGAGGCCGAAGAUCGGGCUGCCUGGUGUAGCUGAGAAGAGCCGGGAGCGGCUGAUCAGGAACACGUGCGAAGCAGUGGUGUUAGGGGCGCUGCACCCCCGCACCUCCAUCACCAUCGUGCUGCAGGUCAUCAGCGAUGCUGGCUCUCUCCUGGCCUGUUGCCUGAAUGCCGCCUGCAUGGCAUUGGUAGAUGCAGGUGUGCCCAUGCGGGCCCUCUUCUGUGGGAUCACCUGUGUCCUGGACUCAGAUGGGACCCUCGUGCUGGACCCCACAGCCAAGCAAGAAAAGGAGGCCCGGGCAGUCCUGACCUUUGCGCUUGACAGCGUGGACCAGAAGCUGCUCAUGUCCACCACCAAGGGGCUCUACUCCGAUGCUGAGCUCCAGCAGUGCCUGGCCGCAGCCCAGGCUGCCUCGCAACACGUCUUCCACUUCUACCGGGAAUCGCUGCAGAGGCGGUACUCCAAGAGCUGAGGGGCUGGGGGACGCCCCCCUGCUGCCACCACCCGCUACCGCGGUGCGAAAUAAACCAGCGGCCCAGCCUGGCCUCUCUGUCCUUGUGUGCCCAGGGAGCUGCAGGACCCCUGACCUGACCACCUGAGAGCCUGGACUGCGGGCCUUGGGUUGGGGGGCACAGACACCCCACGCCCACUGGGAAAACACUUCUAGGAUUGCACAUUUAUUGAAUGAAUUCAUUUAGUCUAACAUAUCUGUUGAGCACCCACUUGUGCAGGCCCUGAGAGGUGCUGAGGACCCAGCAGUGAACAAGAAACCCAGGUCCCAGGUUCAAGGAGCAGUGGGGUGAUGGGCAAAUAAAACUGGUGUUUGUCAGAUGAUGGUAAAUGCUGUGACCAAAAAAAAAGCAGGAAAGGGAGGUUGGGGCAGGUUUGUUUGGGGAAGGCAAAUGUAAUACAUCAGUUAGGGACACCUUCGCAGAGAGGGGGACAUCUGAGGGAAGCAGGAGGAGACCAGGCAGUGAGGUCACGGACAGGCCGGGGGACGAGCCCCAGAAGGAGACCUGCGGAGGGGGAGGACCAGCGAGGCAGCAGUGUGGCUGAGCUGAGCGCGGGAGGGCAGGAGAAAGAUGGCCCAGGAGAGAAGGUGGGCUCGGAGCGGGACCUGUCUCAGCCCAACAACCCAGUGAGGUGGGGCUGUUACCGCCCACAUUUCAAAAUAAAGAAACAAGCUCAGAAGCCAGUUAGUGCCAGAGGUCCCCAGCUGGUCAGCAGUGGAGCCUGGGCCGCACUCAGCCCAGCCCCAGGCCCACGCUCUGGACCGCCGUCCCCAUCUGUGCAUGGAAGUGACAGGCCCGAUGGUUACCAGGGCUGGUAGCGCCCCCUAGGGGGCAUUUGGAAAUACAAGGGGACUUUUUCAGUUGCCAUUGACUGCUCCCCUGCCCUUUUAUUUAGUGGGCAGGAGCCAAGAAUGUGUGAGCAUCAACCAAGGAAUAACUUCCACAACUGGGCCACAUGGUCGCCGGAUCCCGUCAGCUGCCGGUGUUUGGGGGUUUGUGAUGGGCCCUGUGCUGCGUGCCUCACGUGCCCGAACCAGCUCACAGUUCCACAGCUGCCCCUUUGGGUGGUAUCGCUUUCAGCCCAGGAACGGGGGAAAUGCAUAAAUAGAUUUCGCUUGCAA